This is a messenger RNA of Sander lucioperca (pikeperch), 2714 nucleotides long. RefSeq names its product type I phosphatidylinositol 4,5-bisphosphate 4-phosphatase-B-like. Gene Ontology annotation, biological process: phosphatidylinositol dephosphorylation. The record is from RefSeq and is a predicted model, not a curated record. Gene Ontology annotation, cellular component: plasma membrane; lysosomal membrane; phagocytic vesicle membrane. Gene Ontology annotation, molecular function: phosphatidylinositol-4,5-bisphosphate 4-phosphatase activity. The transcript has 7 exons. Bases 208 to 984 code for a protein of 258 amino acids. Lineage: Eukaryota; Metazoa; Chordata; Actinopteri; Perciformes; Percidae.
UUCCAUAAUAACGCCCCAGUCAGAUGUUUUUGUUAUUUCGCUUCCGCCUUCAGUGUUCUCGCCGUGUCAUGUAGAUGUCAAAAACACAAAGUAACUGACAGGCUUUGGGGUUGAAAUCUCUACCGAGCGUCUAAGGAUUUCCCUCGCCACAGCGCACACACACACAUUCUUCUUGAGGGUGUUUUCGAAAAGGAUCCGUUGUUAGCGAUGGCGGACGGGGAACGGUCGCCGCUACUGUCCGAGCAGUACGACGGGACCAACGGCAGCUUACAUGGAUAUCCGUCAAAACCACAGAGUUUUGCGCCGUUCCCCAGCUCGGUGUCAGCAGGUGAGCCUCCGCCCCCCUACUCGCCGCAGGGCAGCCCGGACAGCAGCAGCGCUCCGGUCAUCAGCUGCCGCGUCUGUCAGAGCGCCAUAUCAGUGGAGGGCAAGGCGCACCAGCAUGUGGUGAAGUGCAGCAUCUGCAACGAAGCUACGCCAAUAAAGAACGCUCCUGUCGGAAAGAAGUACGUCCGCUGUCCAUGUAACUGUCUCCUGAUCUGCAAAGUCACGUCGCAGAGGAUCGCCUGUCCGAGACCGUACUGUAAACGUGUCAUCAACCUGGGACCAGUUCACAUCGGCAGGGAGAGUCCUGAACCGCAGCGUCAGCCCGUUGGCAUCCGGAUCAUCUGUGGACACUGCUCUAAUACAUUCCUGUGGACAGAGUUUUCAGACCGGACCUUGGCCCGAUGUCCGCACUGCCGAAAAGUCUCUUCUAUUGGUCGGCGGUACCCCAGGAAGAGGAGCCUACUGUGCUUCAUGCUGUUCGUUGUCCUCGUCGCCUCCACUGCAGGACUUGUGGUUGGUACAUGGGAGAGCGCCCAGGACUCUAAAGGGAUCUACGUGUCGUGGGUGCUGCUGAUCGUGCUCGCUCUGUUCACAAUGGCAAGAACCAUCUACUGGAGGUGUCUGAAAAUCAGCGACCCCAUAUCCAACAUCGCGUAGAGAGAGAGAGAGAGAGAGAGAGAGAGAGAGAGAGAGAGAGAGAGAGAAUAAAGGGAAGAAUGGAAAGAGUAAAGCAGGGGAGUCUCAUUUCAAAAAUCACAGAGGAAAAGAGAGGAAGGAAACAAAACAUAAACAGUUGAGACAAUUGAAAAAAAUCCAACUCCACGUUCAUGCCGGAUUGGAUUUACCACAAAGAUGAGCUGUCAAUUGUCCAAAAAAAAAAUGUCAGUACGGAAUGAAGAUUUUUCUAUUCACCAUCACAAAUUGGGGAUGGUUGGAGACAAAAAGAGGGUAGUUCCCGAUAAAGAUGACAUGAAAGAAAUGUGUUUAAAUGAUUUGGUUUUGGCCCAGUAGUGUUCUUCUAUGUCCAGAAAAAUUGGAUUCAGGUAAAUGUAAUUAUCAGUGGAGCUCUGAUUCGUAUGGACAGAUUGAGGGAGGGAGGCAGUGAAGGAGGUGUUUUAGUUAACUUAUAUAACCAUACCAAAUGGUGGGGGAAAUCAAUAAUUGAUCCUAAUCAAGCUAAGCACAUUGGAGUAAAGGAAUAAGAUGUGUGUAUUUUUGUCAUCCUUUUGCUAUUCUCUCUACUAGAAAAGAACUAGAACAUUAAAUAAAUGACACUCCCCUUUUUAGUGGAAUAUUUUGAUGUUUUGGGGAACACAUAUUUGCUUUCUUGACGACCAUUAGAUUGAGAAAGAUCAGAGAAGGUAGAUAGCACUCUCACAUCGGUACGGAUAGCUUAGCAUAAAAACUGGAGACGGCAAACUAAUUAAAAGAAUAGAUCUCAUUUGUACACUGAAGUGUAAAAAGACUUUUACGUGGUGUUUUGUGUGGGACUAUUUCUUGCCCAAGAGUUUUUUUUUAAAACUUUUUUAUAAAAAGCUAGGCUAGCAGUUUCCAGUCUUUAUGCUAAGCUACGCCAACCAGCUGCUGGCUGUACAUUCGUAUUUAAUACACAGACAUGAGACAUAUCGUUAUUCUCAUCUUACUCUUGGCAAAAGAGUAUUUUACAAAUACAAAUAAGUGUAUUUUACAAAACGUUGAAAUAUUCUUUUCAUCUCUAAAGUUACAGUGCACAUAUAAUUUAACUACAAUUCAUCCAAGGAACCACGUUUGCAUUUUGUUUUGGGGCAUUGAUAACAACAAGAUAACAUGCAUAACACGAUGAGGGAAAUGUAAUUAAUAGAGGAUGUAUAUGAGGAAAUGUAUAAAUCAAUAAGCAGGCAUUAAAUCAGAGUAAGUUCAUUCAUUUUCUUUUAAGUUUUUCCAAGUCAUUCUAGUAAGCAUGUCAGCGUUCAGAUCAUCUCACACAGGGAUUUUUGGGCAUUUGAUUAAAUUCACUAAGGUUUUGUCUUCGUUUAAAGAUGAUUCAUAUCAAAGAAACGUACACGAUGAUAACGUGUCCUGAGCAGAUUCUCUAAACUGGACUGGUAAUGAGUGCAAAUAUCACAACAUGUAAGAUUUCAGAAGUAAACUUGUCAUAUUCUGCUGAAAAGCUUUUUUUUUUUUAACUAAAGCUACAAAAGUGCAGUUUUACCUGUUUGAGUCACUGAUAGAAAUCAUUGAAGCACAGACAGGGAAUGAUUUCUUUAUUGAUCUUCUCUCUUUAAUUCACAUCUGUGUGGAAGCCCUGAGAGGCAAGUGAGAAAAAUUCUGGAUCUGGUGAUCCAUUUUCUAAGUCUGAAGUCUAAAUAGUUUUCUCUCCUGUGUUCAUGACCUACAACCCGGCAAAA